Molecule: messenger RNA, 10741 nt
Organism: Pelodiscus sinensis (Chinese soft-shelled turtle)
Lineage: Eukaryota; Metazoa; Chordata; Testudines; Trionychidae
Source: RefSeq, a predicted model, not a curated record
AUCGCUCUACUAUUAAAAAAAUGUAACUUAAGUGCAUAUUAUUAAAAUUUUAGCCUCUAUGAUCUUGGGGUCAAAGCACAUAAUUUAAAAUAAACUAAACAUUAAAUUGAAUGAUAGUAUUCAACUUUCAAGAGUCAAAUGCUGGUCCUUUUUGAAUCAGUGGCAGACAUCACACCAUUAAAGUCAAAGCAACUAGUUAUCCACAUUUACAUUGCUUCACUAGAACAGUUUAGCAUCUUGAUAUCAGUGGAAGCAAAUUUUGUCCUUAUGUACUCCUGAUCCAAAUGAACUUCAAUCGAAGUCUAGUAACUUAAUGUGAGUAGAACUAGACCUUCUGGUUAUCAGAAAUGCCUACAUUAUUGUGUACCAAAUAGUCCACACCUUAACUCCUUUCAUGUGUCAGCAAAGCAUAAACUGAUCAUAUCACAAAAUUAUUAAACACAAAAUAUUCAGAAGUUCGGCUCAAUAAAGAAAGAUUAACUUCUUUUUUCUGAUAAUUAAAAAGAAAAAACAAAACCAAAAAAAUCUCAGUUUUGGGAAUUUUAUUAAAAAACCAUUUCCAGAUAAAUUCUUGAAUUUAGAAGAUAAAUAAAGGAAUUACUUUUCCCAUAUAUGCUAUGUCACAACUCUUCCUAAAACAUUUAGUGCAAUGCUCACAGUAUUGGGAUGGGAAGAAAAUUGUGAACACAGUUUUAGCAAUGUAUUUAAUUACACAAGAAAAUGAAAUUAGUUAUAGAAUUUAAGAGAAUAAAUCAAAGGAAUUAAUUUUGUAUGUUUAGCAAAUUAUACAAUAUUGAAUAGCUAAGCCAUUGACUUGAGGUGGUGGGUAAACAGUUCUGGUGUUUUUCUAUUUGUUUUAUUUCCAAAAUUUCCAGAUGUUUUGAAUAUUACACAAAUAUUACAUAAUUUGGGGUUUUUUUAAAUAUCUUAUUGAAUCCUUUAUUUUCUUUUGAUAUUUUGUUAAUAUAUACCUUUAAAGACACAAGGUUUAAACCAUCACUUUUCUUUUAAACUACAGAUACUUCUAAAAAUUCAUAAACAUUUUAGUAUUUGUUACGUGUCAAGUAAUUUGUUUAGCAUUCCUCUGCAGAUUUGUAACCAAGAUAGUGGAGCAGGUUAGUUCACUCACUCACAAUUUUAAAGUGGUUAUAAGCAAACAAACAAACAAAAACUGAUUAGUCUGUGUUACUGUCCAGCAGCUGAAUGAAGUGCAAAAGAUAAGUAUACACUACAUAUAGUAAAAUUGAUUUUUUAAAAAUGUACAGUUUUUAAACAAAAUUAAUAUUGCUACAAGUUAGUUUUAAAAAGAGUACUUGGCAUUUUCUCUUAAAGAAACAGCUUGUAUAAUAUUUAUGCAUUCACAAUAAAGCUAUGACAUGUGACCUGAAAUCCUUAAAAAUUCCACCCUAAAAAAAAAAGUUUUAAAUAGAAAAUUAAAAAAAUCCUGUAUUUCUUUGCUCCAUAUCAAAUUUGCUAAUUAGUGAGUAGUAAUUUUAUUCUUAAAUAUAAUAUCUUUGUGUUCUGACAUUUUUAUAAUGGUGUUUUAAAUAAUAUUUUUAAUUAAGCAUGGAGUCCACUCUUGCUCUCAGUGAAAUCUGUCUUAAAUUUUUGUUCUAACUAAUCUCUGAAAUAGAGCAAAUGAUUUUAUAUAUAAACAGAAAAACUAUAAACACCUGAUUUUCUAUCCCUAUUAAAAAUAGCCAUUUUUAUGGCUAUAUAAUUUUGUCGGUCAGUGAGAAUUUUUGGGGACAAAUACAUUUAUUAUAGGCAAAUUUUGAAAAAUUAUUAAAGCUAAUGUUAAAACUAUAUAAUACACAGGCUGAGACGACUCUACAUCUGGGUGUUUAGGUUAUCCACAAUUGCAAAGUUUGUUUUAAAGUAGUAAGACACAUAUAGAGUAUAAUCUGUUCUUACCCAAAUUUAAGUGAAUUAAUUUAAGAAUAUAAUUUAGAUAUUUAGCAUCCAGGUAUUUGGGUACAUUACACAUGAGUCAAGAAUAAAGAUUAUACAAGUAGUUCAUGGUGGAAAGCAAAAUACAUACAUGAGUGAAGAAUUUUACUGUCUUUUAAUAUCUAAUAUGAAUUAAUUGCCAAAGAGACAGUUAGUGGCAAGAGAAAAACCUGAAUUUUUUUAGCAUGUUAUCUGUAACAAAGGUAAAGCUUAUCUCAUACAUGUAAUUUAUGACCUGAUAUAACUUUCACUCUCCUUGCAGUAGGUUUGAUUUUCCGUUGUGUGAUGAUUGCAUCCAAUCUUCAAAUUUAUUCCUAUGAGUAGUUUCUACUCAAGCAGGUUAGGAUAAAAUGGUUAAAAUAAUGAUAUACUUUUAAAUCAAAGAAUAAUUUCUCCUCCAAAACUUCUUGGUAGGCUUAGUUAGUAUAUAAACCUUGAUUACCAUUUAUUAAUUAUAUUAGCAAUUGUGUAGCAUAUUUAAAUUUUUAUAUAAAUUAAUAUUAAUUGUACUAGCAGAUCCCAAUUUGCUUGAAAUGUUUAUAUUUUAGAAGUGUACGAAAAUACUAACCUAUCAUCACUUUUACCAUUAGCUGCUUUAAGGCCCAAACCUGCUCUCAUUUAAAUGAGUGAUUAAAUUCCUAUUGCCGUCAAUAUGAUGUAUAGGAUAUAUGAUAACCAGUUUUGUUUCAACUAUUCAGUUUUAAGAAUUUAAUAGAAUUAGGCUGUUCAGACUUUUGAAGUUAGUUUUAUAAACUUGCAUUUCUUACAAUUACUGCUAUGGUAAGACUUCUGUAGCUGAUUAAGAAACAUCAUAUCUUUUAGAACGGUUAUACUUUCUGUAUAAUAACCUGUUCUGAUGUUUAUAUGAUAUCCACAUAUUCAUAUACAUAAUGUUUACAAAUACAUUCAGGUGACAAAAACAAGUUUUCUUUAAAAUCCUACCUAAUUUUCCGGGGGUAUCAAUCUCUGUAGUUACUGUAGUUCUUAAUACAUUUCUUUUCCAAAGUACUUUAUUUUUAAUCCUCCCAUAAACUAAAACACAUCACCUGUCAAAGCCAGGGACGGAUCUCUUACUCUGUUUGCAUAUUUUAUUAUGCUGCAUAAAUAAUGUAGCUAAAUCCAAGAGACAAAAGCCACACAGCUGCAGGUUGGCAGAAGAGCCAAGUAAAAACAGGGAUUGAGCUGUAAUAGCUGAAGGUAUAAAAGUAGGGUUGGGUGGUAAUAUUAAAAUUAUAAACAACUCUACUGGAAAAUAUAACUUGUUAUAGACGAUCAUAGAAGAAAAACUUGAGGGAAGGAAGGAAAAAUUGCACUGCAAUUAAAAACUGACUAUUACCUUUUCUAGUUGCUAAUGUUGUAAAGAGGUGGGGUUAACUAGAGGAUAAGAAGUUAAUAUACAGAAAUUUGAUUCUCGCUUGUCUUUGGCUGUUCAUACAGUGAGAAGGAAGGUGAAGUUUACACAUUUGCAGGGAAAGGUCAGUCUCAGUCAGGACAUUCUCUUCAGUUGCAAAAAAAAAAAUCUCCAUUUUCUUUAAAGGGAGAAGAGAUUUAGAUUCAUAUCCAAAGAGAACAAUAUGAAGUGGUUUAUUUGCUUUGGAUGGCUAGUUAGAGUAUAUACAAAUCAGGUAGAGGGAGACAAAAAGGACAUAGGCUUGUAGCAGGUGAGUUUGUGCAUGUUCAAAUAUAUUCAUCUUCCUUGCUCUAAACAGUCUGCUCUGCCUGAGCAAUAGUCGCUUUCCUUGAGUGCUAUGUACUAUGUUACUGCAUGGCAUUAUCAUGCUAUGAAAUCAUACAGUUCCUGCUCAAUGAGAAGUAGAUCCUAAAUACAUCUAGCACCAACAAAGUUAUAUUGUGUGUUGGUUUCUGAUCAAAUAUUUGUGUUAAUGUAUUGAGACUUUGUAAAGAUUGGUUUAAAAUGCAAAUAAUUGGGAUUUUGCUGGUACCAAAGAGAAGGCAUUUUCUUACUGAUACUUUUCGGUUGAUAUUAUGACCUCUAGUAUUGAGUACAAUUUGACCAAAAAUUUAUAUCAAGAUAUUUCCUUUGAAUGUCUUUCUGAUUAUAUGUAAAGCCACAAACUGACUAAUUUCUUUUAUGAAUUAAAGGUGUACAAUUUAAGCAUGGCAAAGUCAACAACCACUAGUACUUGAGUUACCUAUUGUGAUAAAAUAUUGAUAAGUGAAAACAACACCUUGCAGUAUUCAGCAAAUCCGUGUAUUUUGAUUUUCUCAUUAACUUUUAUAAGAAGGCUAUUAAUGCAGCAAUGUCUUUUAAAAAAUGGAAAAGGUCCCACCCCAUGUCCCCCCUUAUUGUAACAGGCUGAUUGUUACAGGUCUUGGUUAUCUAAUUGUGGUUGUGAUGAUCUAGGUAAGUCUCAAAACAGUUAAAAAGUUUACAGGUCACUUCACAGAGUCAAAGUCCUGGCAUUUUAUGGCCUUCUAAUGAGCCGUUAAACUGGAGAAGGGCUAAUUAAAUACGGUGCUCUGGUACAAUUUGCCAGCUAGUACUGACUUUAGCUCUCUGAUUUUAGGUUCUUCAGAAGACGAUGAGAUCAUUCAAGAAGGUCUCCUCAGGCUCAGCAGGGGCGAGUAAAGGUGGAGACGAGCCCGGAAAGUUGCCGGCGCAGGAAGAGGAGGAAUCCCAGGUUUUACACGGAACAGGCCAUUGCAAGUGGUUCAAUGUGAGAAUGGGAUUCGGGUUCAUCUCCAUGAUCAACCGGGAGGGAAACCCCUUGGAGUCUCCAGUUGAUGUUUUUGUACACCAAAGCAAGCUUUACAUGGAAGGAUUUAGAAGCCUAAAAGAAGGAGAACCAGUGGAAUUUACUUUUAAGAAAUCUUCCAAAGGCCUUGAAUCAAUACGGGUAACAGGCCCUGGUGGGAGCCCCUGUUUAGGAAGUGAGAGACGACCCAAAGGGAAGACAGUACAGAAAAGAAAACCAAAGGGAGAUAGAUGCUACAAUUGUGGUGGCCUUGAUCAUCAUGCUAAAGAAUGUAGUCUACCUCCACAGCCAAAGAAGUGCCAUUACUGUCAGAGCAUCAUGCACAUGGUGGCUAACUGCCCUCAUAAAACUGUUACACAACAGCCCACUAGUUCUCAGGGAAGAUAUGAAGCAGAACCACAGCCUUCCACUUCCGCUUUCCUGAGAGAAGGGGGAGGGGCUUAUGGCCAUUCAUCUCCAUCCUAUUCUCAGGAGGGAAGGUCAGAAAUCUUAGAACGUUCAGGCAGGUCUCCGCAAGAAGCCUCCUCCAGUAAGUUAUCUGCAUCACCUGAAGAACAAAGCAAAAAGGGGCCUUCUGUUCAAAAAAGGAAAAAAACUUAAAACUUUGUUAUAACCUUUCAAUUUUCUUUACCCUCUUGGAAUGUCUACCUCAUGCAAGUACAGGGGAAAUAAUUUCACUAUCAGUAGCUGACCUGAAAUUUUAACUACUGUUGAGAACUGUGAAUUUAUGUUUUUAAUAGACAAAUCACUCCAAGCAAAUUACAGUUGAGCAGGGUGUCUUGUGUUUUACCUCCUGUGUGUGUGGAUGUGCAUGAGUGCAUGUGUCUCUGUAAUGUCUUUCUGUCUGUCUGUAUACAGAUCUAUAAUUGCUAUCUCUGUAUAUGUAGGCAUACACACACCAGCAGAACAGUUUCCAUUUCCCAGGAUACAUCAUCAAUUGUGAAGCAGUAGUCAUAGUUCAGAACGCUUUUAGAUUCUCGUUCCUGGAAGCAACCUUGAAACAUGCUUUAAAAACCAUUUAAGAGCACGACUGUUACUUCUCUACAAACCAAAGGAUACUUUGCCUCCCAAAGCUGCCAAUGAUAUGGUACCAAGGUGCUGGAACAAUAGGUGUAGUGAGGGUGCUGAGAGCCAUUGAACCAAACUGAAAACCUUGUAUAUAAUGGAAACCACUUCUAGUCAGUAUGUGCUGCAGCACCCCAACAUCUCCAGUUCCAGCACCUCUGUGGACGGUACUAAGAAUAUUAAGACAUUCCCCUAACCCUUUAUUCUGGGUAGAUAUUUUGUUCUUGAUCCCCAAUGUGUAGUAAUGUUUUGUUUGUUUGGGUUUUUUUUCCUCCACACCUGUAAAGGGCAUGCCUUGAUUAAGUUGCCACAAUCUUUGUUUUGGAGUUAAGGCUCCAGAAAAGACAAUGAAUGUGUAGUUUCUGUGCUGAGAUUGCAAAUGUUGUGUUAAAUGAAUAUGGUUGAAUUUUAAGUUAGAUCACUGUUGUAUGAGGGGAGAAUGUGUAAGUUGGUAGGAACUAUUGUUUGAGUAGUACCAAGCUAUCACACCUUGUUUUCCCCUUUGCGCUUGUGAAAAUCUUGGGGGGGAGGGGUGGCGUAGGCAGCUGCUUCGCUUAGUCCCAAUUUGUCCCCCUGUGUCAGUGGACAGAUCAAGGGGAUUACCCCCUUGUUUACUACUGAAAGUCCUGGUGAGAACUCCCUAGGGUUUUUUUAAGUUAAAGGAAAAUAAAUACAAAGUUAAUGAAAUAUUGGGGUACAGCCCUUAUGGAGAAUAAAAAUGAAUGGGCACUUACAAUUGAUCAAACUCCCCUGCUAGGCAUGUAGUACAGGUACAGUUCUGAGGGUGUGUCUACACUGCAAGGCUUACCUCGAAAUAAGCUAUGCAAAUUGAACCAUGUCAAUUACAUAUCUUAUUUUGAAAUAGCUUAUUUCGAAAUAGGGAGCGUCUACACAGCACUUAUUUCGCAAUAGAGCACGCUUCCUCCGACUUCCCUUAUUCCUUGUACAAUGAGGUUUACAGGAGUUGGAGUAAGAAAUCCUCCAGCUUGACAAUAUUUUGACACUAUUUUGAAAUAACUGCCUGCUGUGUAGACAUGGACUAAGUUAUUUUGGAAUAGCGCUAGUUAUUUUGAAAUAGUGUUGCAGUGUAGACAUACCCUGAGUGAACAACAUACAGAUCUGAUGCAGAGUGUCCUUAGAGCAGGGACAUGCGAACAUUGGCACAUUUGCCAGAAGCCCUAAGACUCCAUCUGCUGUCCAUGAAAUGGAGAAGACUGCAGACGGGCCUUGGCUCAAUACAUGCCAUGACCACUCCUCUGUACUAAAGAUGAACAUGUCUGCAAGCCCCAUCAUAUAACUUGCUGGGCUGCACUUUAACCAACCCAUGGGCUGCACUUUGGCCAUCCUAACAUGGUCCAUUUGUAAUUGGCAGAUUAAUAAACCAUGCCUAAGAAAAUAUCCUUCUAGCCAUCCCACUGCACGUGUAAUUUCUUUGGGGAAACCUGUAUAAUCCUUAGCAUUGGCAAUAAACAAUAGGCUGUUACAAAAACUGAGAUGGGAAGGUAGGUUUAAGCUCAGAUAAUCAAAAAAGAAACAUAAUGUAGGAAAAGGCAAUACUGGGCCAAAUUCAUAUCUGUUGUAAUGCCAUGCCAUUAGCUGCAGUGGCCUUACACCAGCAGUGCAUCAGCCCAUUAGUUGGCAAGGCCUCCCUCCUCAAAUUGUCUUGUCAUAUGAAACUUCUAUUGUAGCUGCUGCUGCUACAGUAAAUAGAUAAGGAUCAGCUGCCUCAGUAAAGGGUGUGAGUCCUGUAGAUGAACUUUGACUGAAUUCCAUGACAGUGUUUGUGAGAAUCUCAAUGGUUUGUACUGAUGUUCUCAGUAUGCCGUGAUGCAAAGCUUACCUUUGACGAUAUUGAAUGUGAUGUAUCUAUAGAGAAGUACUUCCUUGCCUUAUGUGAGGAUUGUAAACUUAUUUAAAUUAUGUAGACAAAUCAAAGUGGCAUUGCUUAACCUUCUAGCAGGUGUAAUAACCAGGUGAAAUAGCAAAGAUGCAAAACUUAGGUCACUUUGAAAAUCUAAACCAAAGUUCCUUAUAGAAAUAGGCAAUUGUGGAUUUGAACAUUGGUCAUUCCCUGUUUACAUAUAAAAAGUUCAGAGCUGAGAUCAUUAGGAAGUAAGUAAUUCUGAUAUAUAGACCUUACUGGUGCUGUUUGAAAUAGUUUUGUGCACCAAAACCAGACUGAACUGCUAAGAGCACAUACCAAACCUAUCUUAUUAUUGAAAGCGUAGGUUUUAUUUUUGUAUAUUAGAAUGUUAUCACUAUUACAUAACUACUCAGGACAAAGAACUUAGCUCAGGGAAUAUACCAUAUAAUGUUUUUCUUUCUUUACAGAAUAGCCUACAGGCCUGCUUACUCAGAAAAAAACCAAAUAGACUUUGACCUUUAUAUCUCAAUAUAAGUAUUAUAUACUGAUAAUAAUAACUACCUCUGAGUUGACAUACCUACGUUUCUUAUCAUCAGAUAUCAACUUUUUUGUAUUAUGAUUUCCUGUGAAAAUAAGUGAUAAAGCAGUAUUCCUAUACUGGUUGCUUAUGUGAAUAUUUGUGAUUUUACAUUCAUAGGGUCUGAUUUUCAGAUAUGCUAAGCAGUUGCAGCUCCCAUUGAAUUCCAGUGGCAGUUAUACGUGCUCAGGCCUUCUGAAAAAAAAGUAUCAUGCCCACUUCGUUUACAUAGAUAACAAUAAAAUUAUUAUUCUGUUUACAGCAAAAGGCUACCUCAUACUUACUGCAUAAACACACAUUUGUGCUGCUCUGGCCUUAAAGGCGGCUGUUGAUCUAUGGUACAUACUUUUUUAUCUGUACUAUAUAUGUAAAUUGGUAAUUCACCACUGCAUACUUUAGGGCAAACACUUGUUUAAAAUGAAGCAUCCAUUUGAAAUUGUGUAAAGUUUCCAAACAUUUCUUUACAGCUUUUUUUUUUCAUCAAAAAGAUUGUGGGCACUGUUCACAAAAAACAAAAACAAAACACAGAAACUAAAGCUAACUACAGAACUACAGAGCUGUGAUAAGUAACUGAUUGAUUAGCACUGGAUUGCAAUAGAAAGUCUAGGUUUCAUCCCCAAUUUCUCAGAUUAAAUAAGCUACCUGAAAAGACUCUUGGCUUGUCUCCACUUACUGGGAGAUUGAUGCUGCGGAGAUCAAUCUCUCGGGCUUAGUUUUAGCAUGUAUAGUAAGGAUCUGCUAAAUCAAUUCCUGAUAGUGCUUGCCAUCAUCUCUGAUACUCCACUGGGACACGAGGAGUAAGGGAAGUCAACGGGAUAGUUUCUCCUGUCAAUCUCCCACAGUGGGGAUGUCACGGAAACUAAGCUAUUCACGUAGCUGGAGUUGUGUAUCUUAAGUCGACUUUCUCCCUUAGUGUAGACCUGGCCUAAGAGAAGGAUCUUGGCAGGUCCUUAAGAAUUCUAUACAUUUAUGGGGAUGAUCCAUGUUUUGGGGUCCUCCCAUAGUUUUGUCACUUUUGAUGAUGAAAUGAAGAGUAUUCUCCAUUUUGGAACCAACUAUAAGAGAAGCUUGAUUCCCAUAUUCCUGACUAAAUGUGCACUAACACCUCACAUUAGAACCAGUCUACACAGUUGCAUUAAAAUAGUUUCUGAAAGAGAUAUACUCCUCACUUUCCCACACUACUGGAGAUGAAAUUUAAAGCAUGGGGAAUUUCUUUCCUUAUGCAUCUAUCCCUUCCCAGUUCCCCCAAAAAGAUACUGGAUUCGAUCUCCUCUCAGACUACAUUGUGGGAUGAUUUCUCCCCUUCCCAUAAAAACUUAAAACAAGGUUCACUCAUGCUUACUGAAAAGAUGAAACCAUUUAUUUUAAUUUAAAAAAAAAGCCUAUUUUGGGAGAAAAGUGUUUUUGGUUGUAGUUGAUGAAUUUGGCAUCUUUAGCCUCUAAAACAUUUCUGCUUUUAAUCAGCUUUUGGGGACUGCCAAAAGUAGUAUGUUUUGAUCCUAGCUCCUCUCCCUUUUAUGGCUCAAUUUUAUUUUGCACCAGUGCUAUUUCAGAGUUACUUCUUUGUUAUAUACUUAGUUUUGUGAAUAGAGCCCCAUAAAAGUGUUUAUAGAUCUUGUAACAUUCUUUGUAAGAAGAAUUAUAAAAGCAUGAGAAAUCUCAUUAAGUCUUAAAAUUAAUUUAAAUUAAUUUAUCUGUAAGAAAACGUGUAUCAUAAAAAUAUAUAUGUGUAUUCCCCUGUGCUGGAUUUAAAAGUAAUUGGGAAAGAUAUGUACCUGUGCAGAUGCACUAAUUUUAAUUUUCUAAUUAUCUUAAUGAGAUUUGAUUAUUUGUUUUAGAUACAAGCAAAGCCUUGUUAAAUGCACCAGACCGUAUUUUGGUUACUAUCAACAGCCUCUUUAAGAUAUGUUGGUUGUGUUGCCUCUGUCAUAAUUGUAGACUGGUGAGGUUGAUCUAUACUUUUAUACUUAAACAGGGCUGCAAUUCAAUGACUCUGGUAGAAUUUUUAUGAGAAUAUUGGAAAGUACCAAACUAUUUACUGCCACUGUCAGUAAACCAAAUGUCAGAGUAACUAGCUUUUGAAAGGAUGAUGGUCUUGACUACCUCUUGAAUUAUUAUUUAAGCAACAACUGGUUGACAAACCUCACCAGACUGUGUUUAACUAGUAUGUGUUGCUCAUGGUAAUAAUAACAAUAAGCAUACUAGAGACCAAAGUGAACACUGAUUUCUAAAUGUCUUUAAUACUGUGUCUUAUCUAGUGGUUUUAAAUUAUCCUUUGUAGUAUAGAUUACCUCAUUGUCCGUUUUGACUUGUAUGUUGUUUACAAGGUGAAAUAAAAAUCACUUGAAUUGUAUUGUUUUUAAAGACAGUGAGUUGAAGUUUUGAAAGUCAUUUCACCUGUUUACUAUCUUCUGAAUGGACUAAAAGCACUGAUUGCCUUUCUACAUAUCAUGUAUUUUAUAUUCUCAUUUCAUUGCCUAAUGUCUUUUUAUUUCUAUCAAUCAUGGAUAUUGUGAGGUUUAAAUGAAUUACGUGAUAAAAAAAUAAAACAUAUAACGUUGACAUUUA